AUGGGGAAAAGUGCUACUAUUGAUACUUAUUUUAAGAGAAAGAAUAGUGAGUCUUUGUCCUCAUCUACUCCUAAUUUUGAAUUAUCAAAUAUUGAGACUCCUUCUCUAAAGUCUCCUAGAAUUGAAAAUAAAGAAGUGGUUAAAGAAGAUGAUCUUGCUUCAUUGGAAAGAGAUCCUGCACUACGCCCUCCAAUAUGGAAAUUUCCUAUAAAUCAACAAGAUGAAAUUCGUCGUGCGUAUCUUAAACUUGGUCCAUUUCAGUGCAAGCUUCAAAAUUAUCCUUUCUCUGGGCUAGAGAAGAAUCGACGUCACUUUUGCUCUUCCUGGUUUGAUUUGUUUCCAUCUUGGUUAGAGUAUUCUCCAACUAAAGAUGCUGCAUUUUGUUUGCCUUGUUAUUUAUUUAGUAAACCAGGUGGCAAUGGUCGUUUUGGACUUAGUACAUUUGUUGUUGAGGAAUUCAGAAGUUGGAAAAAGGUUAAUGAUGGAGAAAAUUGUGCUUUUCUGCGCCAUGUCAGAAAAAAUAUUAUCUCAAUGCAUAAAAAUGAUGUGAGAUCAUGUAGUGAUCUUAUGAACCAAUCUCAACAUAUUGAGAUAUUGGUUGAAAGACUUACUUCUCAGCAGAUUGCAGGUAAUCGUUUGAGACUACAAGUUUCUAUGGACGUGACAAGAUGGCUUGCUUUGCAAGGAUGUGCUUUUAGAGGUCAUGAUAAAAACUUAGAUUCACUUAAUCGGGGUAAUUUUUUGGAGAUGAUAAAGUUUUUAGCUUCCUAUAAUCAAGAAAUUGCAUUGGUUGUUUUAGAAAAAGCUCCUCAAAAUGCUUCAUAUAGUUCCCCUCGAAUUCAAAAGGAAAUUCUUCAUGUUUUCUCUCAAAAGGUAAAGGACACAAUACGAGAAGAAAUGUCCAAUGCCAAGUUUUGUCUUAUUAUUGAUGAAACUAGUGAUGUAUCUAAAAAAGAGCAUAUGGCUAUUGUUUUGAGAUUCGUAGAUAAAGAUGGUUUUAUACGGGAAAGAUUUUUUGGUCUUGUUCAUGUGGAAGAUACACGUGCUAAGACUUUGAAACAAGGACUAUGUAACUCUCUUCGUCACCAUAAUCUUGAUGUUCAAAAUAUUCGAGGACAAGUGGAGCUAGCAAUAUGCGAGGUUGGUACUUUGCAUCGAGUUGGAGCUACUCGUUGGAGUUCUCAUUACAAUUCGAUAUGCAGUUUGUUUCAAAUGUUUAAAGCCACAUGUGAAGCUCUUGAUAAUAUUUCUAAUGAAGGAAAGACAGCAUCACAUCGUGGAGAUGCAGAUAAUGCAUACUCAUCAUUGACAUCUUUUGAUUUUGUCAUCAUAUUGCACCUUAUGAAGGAAAUUAUGGGUAUUACUGAAGUCCUUUGUCAAGCUUUGCAACUAAAAAAACAUGGCAUUGACAUUGCAGAUAUGAGUGCAAAAUAUAUUGGAAGGAGAGGUUGUGCUCGAAAUGAACAAGAACUUUGGGGUAUCCUCAAAGGCUUAGAGCUGGCCUGGGGUACUGGUGCUAGGAGAGUGGAGUUGGAAUGUGACUCAGAAAUUGCUCUUAGCACUAUCCAAGAAGGGAGCAACAAUCACAGAAACUCUCAGGUUGUUUCCCGUAUUCACAAAUGGCUUGCUGAAGAUUGGGAUGUUCGUUGGGUACACACCUUUCGAGAAAAUAACAGAUGUGCUCACUGGUUUGCUUCUAGGCAUUUUGAGAAUGAUAAUAAUCUUAUUGUUUAUCAUUAUCCUCCUUCUCCUUUGUUAGAGCUCCUUCUUCAGGAUGCUUCUGUAGAUCUUUUAAGUUCUCGCGUCGUAAAACAUGGCAUUGACAUUGCAGAUAUGAGUGCAAAAUAUAUUGGAAGGAGAGGUUGUGCUCGAAAUGAACAAGGUGAUUUUUCUACUGAGAAAUUUUACAGGGUAAAUAUCUUUUGUGCUACAAUUGAUUAUCAAUUACAAGAACUAAAUAUCAGGUUCAAUGAUAAUACUGUUGAAUUACUUACUUUGAGCAGGACUUUAGAUCCAAGAAACAAGUACAAGUCAUUUAAUAGUGAUGAUAUUUGCAAACUUGCUGAUAAAUUUUAUUCUAGAGAUUUCACAGAACAAGAAAAAUUGCAUUUGAAGAUGGAGUUACAACAUUUUGACCUUGACAUUCCUAAACAUCCAGAUUUGAUUAAUUUAUCAACUACUUCUGAAUUAUGUCAAGGGCUAGCAAGAACUGGAAAAUCCAACAUUUACCCUCUUAUUGAUAGAGUGAUUAGACUUCAUUCGAUAGAUAAGGCUAAUUCUCAUCCUCUGGCAUUCUUUGGCACUUAG
Messenger RNA from Gastrolobium bilobum, 2307 nucleotides. RefSeq lists its product as uncharacterized. NCBI's taxonomy places the organism in Eukaryota, Viridiplantae, Streptophyta, Magnoliopsida, Fabales, Fabaceae. Gene Ontology annotation, molecular function: RNA-DNA hybrid ribonuclease activity; nucleic acid binding. The coding region runs from base 1 to 2307 and encodes 768 amino acids. The transcript is spliced from 6 exons. The record is from RefSeq and is a predicted model, not a curated record.